GCAAUCAUGACCUCCACCACCCCCACCACCAGCGUCUACUCCGUCGGCCCGUACCACGGCCUCCCAGUACUGCCCUCAUCAGCCCGGAACCUCACCGCGAUCGUCACCGGCGCGAACGGCACUAUACCCUCCCCGCGCAUCUCCGGCCAGCACAUCCUCAAAGUCCUGCUCUCGCACCCCACGGUAUGGACUCGCAUCUACGCGCUCUCCCGCCGACCCCCGCCAGCGGGCACGUCCGCGGCCGACCCACGGGUGACGCACAUCAACACGGACUUCCUGGGGGGCGCGGAGAGCAUCCACGCGGCGAUGCAGGCAGGCGGCGUGAAGGACGCCGACUAUGUAUUCUUUGCCACGUACAAGGAGAACAGCGACGAAGGCUUGUGGAGCGGGCAGAAGGAGAUGUGGGACGAGAACGGCAAGAUGCUCGAGGACUUUUUGGUCGCCCUCGAGCAACUGCAGAAGGGGAGGUGUAAGCGUGUCGUCCUACAGACUGGCGCGAAGCACUACGGCGUCCAGUUUGGUGAGGUGAUGGCGCCCUGUAGGGAGGAGGAUCUGAGGGUCGAUGAUGGCCCGUAUGCUGGGACGUUGAACUUUUAUUAUAGGCAGCAGGAUAUCCUGAAGGAGUAUGCGGGAAAGCAUGGGUUUGAGUGGAUCGAGGCGAGGCCGAGCAACGUCAUCGGUGCCGUCGCAGGGAACUUUAUGAAUGAGGCUAUCGCGGUUGGGCUGUACAUCGCUGUGCAGAAGGAGCUCGGCGGGCCGAUCCUCUUCCCGGGAACAUGGAAGAAAUACAACAGCAUCGAAAUCCAGUCCUCGGCGCUGCUGAUGGCGUACCUCGAAGAGUGGGCGGUUCUGACGCCCGAAUGCGCGAACCAAUCCAUCAACGCGGUAAACGGCGACGCACCCACGUGGGCACGGCUAUGGCCCGCGAUGCUGGCCAACUUCAAUGUCGACCCAUCCAUGGCCUCGCUGGACGUGCAAUUCGCGAGCGCCGAGAUCCCCGCCGAGUGGGCCGGCCAGAAGAUGGAAAUGCCAUACCCGCGGCCGCUCGACCGCAAGACGAAGUCGGCGCUGGAUCUGCGCAUCGUCCUCGACAAGUGGGCACGGGAUCCUAAGGUCAUCGCGGCGUGGGAGCGCCUGAGGGACCGUGAGGGCCUCAAUCAGAAGGUGUGGGAUGGCGCAAGUUGGAAGUUCGCGGAUGGGAUUCUGGCUAUGGAGUGGAACCUCGUUAUCGCCUCCGAGAAGGCGAGGUGCUUGGGCUUCUUUGGCACGGUCGAUACUAUUACCGACUGGGAGCACGUCUUUGAUGAGGCCAGGAAGGCGAAGUUGCUGCCGAAGGCUUGAUGGACUGGUGGAAUGGAAUACGCGAAUGCUUAUUUGUUGCUUCAAACCAAUCAUGAUAUAUCGCUCGGAUUGCAGGUUGCGACGUUCCGAAUGAAACUUUAUUUCUCCAUCUAAUAUAAUCACACUAUAGCAGGGGGUGAUUGCAUACUUAAGUACGAGUGCAUCCAAGACCAUCUCAAUACGCAC
Tricharina praecox is the source of this 1527-nucleotide messenger RNA. RefSeq lists its product as uncharacterized. The coding region runs from base 7 to 1341 and encodes 444 amino acids. The record is from RefSeq and is a predicted model, not a curated record. NCBI's taxonomy places the organism in Eukaryota, Fungi, Ascomycota, Pezizomycetes, Pezizales, Pyronemataceae. The transcript has 4 exons.